Staurois parvus is the source of this 2269-nucleotide messenger RNA. The record is from the annotation of a GenBank genome assembly. Lineage: Eukaryota; Metazoa; Chordata; Amphibia; Anura; Ranidae.
CAGGUUAAUGGGAAAGACCUUUCAAAAGCAACCCAUGAAGAAGCAGUUGAAGCCUUCCGUAAUGCUAAAGAGCCAAUAGUCGUUCAAGUUUUAAGAAGAGCACCCCAUAACAGAGGGCAUGGAAGUUUACAGGAAACACACCUUGUGAAUGUGAGCACCCAAACAGACAUCACAUUUGAGCAUAUCAUGGCUCAAGCCAAACUCAGACCAACCACCCCGCCAGUUCCUGAUGUUUGUCCUUUUCUUCUUUCAGACAGCUGCCAUUCUCUUCAUCCAAUGGAGCAUGAAUUUUAUGAAGGUAAUGAGUAUCUUUCCAGCCUGCCUGGUGAUGGUGAUAGAACUGAAGACUUUGAGUACGAGGAGGUGGAACUGUGCCGCCUGAAUAGCCAGGAUAGACUGGGCUUAACUGUCUGCUACCGGACAGAUGAUGAGGAAGAUACAGCAAUAUAUGUCAGUGAGGUUGCUCCAGAAAGUAUUGCAGCAAGAGAUGGUCGCAUUCGAGAAGGAGACAGGAUUUUGCAGAUUAAUGGCCAGGAUAUCCAGAACAGAGAGGAGGCUGUGAUUUUACUUUCCAAUGACGAAUGUAGGAAAAUUGUCCUUCUGGUAGCAAGGCCGGACAUACCGCUGGAUGAAGGGUGGCUUGAUGAUGAAAGGAAUGAAUUCUUGGAAGAGUUAAACAUGCAGAUGCUGGAGGAACAACAUAAUGAAACAAUACAGUACACUGCUAAUGAAGUGCAACAGCAGAAAAAGCCAGAAGAGGAAGAUGGUACAACUGACACAGCAACUUCGUCGUCCAAUAACCAUGAAAAAGACAGUGGUGUAGGACGCACAGAUGAAAGUCAGCACCAUGAUGAGAGCUCAGAAAUGGAAAAUAUAAUCAAAGAUCACAGAGUCGCUUGUCUUCAGAAAAACCCAAAGCUAAGACAAAGUCAAGAUACAUUAGGAAGUAUUGAACUCCAGUUUAAUGACAGUAUGGUUUCUGGGGAAUACAUAGAUUCAGAUCCUACCAUCAGUCAAGAAGAGGAGUGUGAACGGUUUCGACAAUUGUUAGAGCUAAAGUGCCAAAUCCGAAACCGAGGAGAGUAUGACCUGUACUACUCCAGCAGUACAAUUGAAUGUAGCACAACAAGCCUUGUGGAGUAGAACAUGAGUUACAGCUUUUAAAUGAAGAGCUGAGAAGCAUUGAACUUGAGUGCCAAAGUAUAAUGCAGGCGCACCGGCUCCAAAAUGUUAGGAAUCAACCUAGCGAUAUUUUGGAAAUUCACAGUGAUGAGAUGUGCAAUUACAACACUAGCACAGACUUACGGAGAGACAAAGUGGGUAAUAUCAGAGAGCACACAGAGCGAUCUGAUAAGGACAGUUCUAGUGCAUAUAACACAGCAGAAAGUUGUAGAAGCACACCACUGACUGUAGACAGGUCCCCCGACAGCUCCUUACAAAGAAUAAUUAGCAUCACACAAACCGGAAAAAUCUCAGUAGCACCAUUGUAACAAACCAUUUAUCAUCUGGACUAAGCAGUAUUGAGUAUACUCCAACCAAAUCUCUAACCUGUGGACAGAACCUUCCAGCAGAAUACCAAGAUACUGUGUUAGAAUGCAGUACGUUUUCAGAUCAUAGGAAACCUAUCCCAGAUGAAAUCCCAUACCUUUCACCAUAUCACAGCUCAUCAUAUAGAUAUGGAAAUAUACCAGUCCAUGCAAGACAUUAUCAAAGUUACAUGCAACUUGUUCAACAGAAAACUGCGGUAGAAUAUGCACAAAGCCAACUAAAUCUAGUAACAAUGUGCAGAGAUUCUCCAAGGUCAUUAGAGCCAAGAAUGGAAUGGAAAGUAAAAAUAAGGAGUGAUGGGACAAGAUAUAUUACUAAAAGGCCAGUAAGAGACAAACUUUUGAAAGAGCGUGCCUUAAAAAUAAAAGAAGAGAGGAGUGGCAUGACAACAGAUGAUGAUACCAUGAGUGAGAUGAAAAUGGGAAGAUACUGGAGCAAAGAAGAAAGGAAACAGCACCUUAUGAGGGCAAAGGAGCAGAGGAGGCGUAGAGAAUUCAUGAUGCGCAGUAGACUGGAGUGUCUUAAAGAGAGCCCGCAGAGUGGCAGUGAAAGUAAAAAGGAAAUCAGUAUAAUUGAACUGAGUCACAGAAAAAUGAUGAAAAAGAGAAACAAAAAGAUCUUAGACAACUGGAUGACAAUCCAAGAACUUAUGACACAUGGUGAAAGGUCCCCUGAUGGUUCCAGAGUACACAAUGCCUUUUUAUCAGUCACUACUGUUUGA